GUGGAGUCCAACCAGAGACUCUUAGAAGAUCUGCUGGGUCAGACAGAGAACAGUCCAGAAACCAUCCAGAGAAUCAUCAUCAACCUGAAGGAGAUGAACACUGAUAGAUUCUCUCCUGACAGAAGAAUCAACAUCUUCUACUGUCUGGUGGAGAUGAACGACGACUCAUUUUAUCAGGAGAUCCAACGGCUGCUGGAUUCAGGGAAGAAGCUCUCAGAGACUGAAUGUUCAUCUCUGGCCUUCAUGCUGCAGAUGUCAGAGGUUCUGGAUGAGUUGGACCUGGAGAAGUACAACACAUCAGAAUCAGGACGACUGAGACUGUUUCCAGCUGUGAGGAACUGCAGAAAGGCUCGACUUGGUGGCUGUUUGCUCCAAAAGGCUGAAUGUGAAGUUUUGGCCUCGGCUCUGAAGUCCAACCCAGAUCUGACUGAACUGGAAAUAAAUGAGAUCAACAUAAAUAGAGGUGGAGACUCUGAUCUGAAGCCUCUGCUUGAGAUCCUGGAGAGUUCAGUCAGUAAAGUGAAGAUUCUGAGAUUGUUGGACUGCAGUUUGUCAGAGACCAGCUGGACUUCUCUGUUCUCAGCUCUGAAGUCCAACCCGACCCAUCUGACAAAACUGGAGCUGAGCAAAACCAGCCUGGAAGGUUCUGUAGUGAAGCAGCUCUGUGGUUUUCUACAGACUGAAGGCAGCAGACUGGAGACAUUGAUAUUGUGGACCUGCAGGUUGUCAGAGACCAGCUGGACUUCUCUGUUCUCAGCUCUGAAGUCCAACCCGACCCAUCUGACAGAACUGGACCUGAGCAGAACCAACCUGGGAGAUUCUGGAGUGAAGAAGCUCUGUGGUUUUCUACAGACUGAAGGCUGCAGACUGGAGACAUUGGAAUUGAGGGGCUGCAGUUUGUCAGAGACCAGCUGGACUUCUCUGUUCUCAGCUCUGAAGUCCAACCCGACCCAUCUGACAGAACUGGACCUGAGCAGCACCAACCUGGAAGGUUCUAGAGUGAAGCAGCUCUGUGGUUUUCUACAGACUGAAGGCUGCAGACUGGAGACAUUGAUAUUGUUGGACUGCAGUUUGUCAGAGACCAGCUGGACUUCUCUGUUCUCAGCUCUGAAGUCCAACCCGACCCACCUGACAGAACUGGACCUGAGCAGAACCAACCUGGAAGAUUCUGUAGUGAAGGAGCUCUGUGGUUUUCUACAGACUGAAGGCUGCAGACUGGAGACAUUGGACUUGAGGGGCUGCAGUUUGUCAGAGACCAGCUGUGAUUAUUUGGCCUCAGCUCUGAAGUCCAACCCGACCCGUCUGACAGGACUGGACCUGAGCGGAAACAACCUGAAUUAUCCAGAUGUUCAGCAGCUGAAGAAUCUUGUAAAGACUGUUUGGUUGUUCUGAUCUCUGUGAAGUAGAGAAUGGUCUCAGUGUCCUGCUGAUCCU
This is a messenger RNA of Xiphophorus hellerii (green swordtail), 1434 nucleotides long. Its product is annotated as ribonuclease inhibitor-like. The record is from RefSeq and is a predicted model, not a curated record. The transcript is spliced from 9 exons. NCBI's taxonomy places the organism in Eukaryota, Metazoa, Chordata, Actinopteri, Cyprinodontiformes, Poeciliidae. The coding region runs from base 94 to 1392 and encodes 432 amino acids. Gene Ontology annotation, cellular component: cytoplasm. Gene Ontology annotation, molecular function: protein binding.